Messenger RNA from Suillus subalutaceus, 264 nucleotides. RefSeq lists its product as uncharacterized. NCBI's taxonomy places the organism in Eukaryota, Fungi, Basidiomycota, Agaricomycetes, Boletales, Suillaceae. The record is from RefSeq and is a predicted model, not a curated record. The transcript is spliced from 2 exons. Bases 1 to 264 code for a protein of 87 amino acids.
AUGGUGCAUGGUGCGCCCAGUUUACUUCGUCCCACCAUAACCCCUAACGCAUUGGCAUUCAGUCCUCCCGCAUCGAACUACUCAAUGCUCAGUGACGGUUGCAGACCUUCUGAACUGCGAACAAUAUCUGUCAACUUCGAAGCACAAGGAGCAGCAGACGCCAGCGUCACCUACGGCCUCGAGUUGGAAUGUAACCUCCAUUUCGCAGGCUACCGCAGUGCGGCUGAUGGAACAUUCCUCACGCCAAGCAUGUUGUACCGCUGA